AUGAAACGCCUGAUUUCCUGGAAUUACCCUGCUGCCUCUGGAUCAGGAGAAGUCGCACCCACCGGAGUGUCAGUGUUGCAUAAAGAGGGGCUGUGCUGGGCUUGUCCCGUGCCAGGAGCUGCGGGGCACGGAGGGAGAAGGAUUUCAGGCCUUUUCUUCCCGCUCAUCUUCUUGUUGGACCAGCUGGAGCAUCUGCUGUGAGACAUGGCUUCGCAGGAGGACACACAAGAGGGGGAUGCAAAGGCACAGCUCUUGGCAGAGGCAUUUCAGAAGGACGGAUUGGAUGCUGGAUACUGGCUGCCCAAAGUGUCACAGAUCCUGGGGAUCAGGUGCAGAGAAGCCCUGCAACAUCUGGAAUAUAAAGACUACCUCAGGCUGGAGUGUGAGGUACGACACCCCUGGGAGAAAAAGGCACUCCAGAAAUUCCUGAAAUUACCAGAUGAGAAAACAACCACCAAAGAGGUGCAGAAGGAGCACUUGGAGAAGACAAAGCAAAGACAAGAAGUGGCCAAACAAGCCCUGAAGGAUCUGACUGAAAUGCUCAACAGCUGCAGCCACAGCCAGGAUGCUGUGAGGGAGAAAGCAGAGAAUCUGUGGCAAGCCAUGGAGAUUCCCAAAGAAUUCUGGCCACCACCAAAGAAACCCUUGGCAGAUAUGCUGGAGAGCAUGCAGAAGCAGCUGGAGCAGCAGGAUUUGUCAGCAGUCAGGAUGGAGAACAUCCCUGACACAGAGGUGCUGAGGCAGGCGUCGGGGGGACUGGCCCUGCAGGGCAUCUACAGAACCAGCAGACCUGAAGAUGUGCUGGCAACGCGAGAGCAGCUCCUCAGGGUUCCUGAGGGAUUCCAGCUCACUGGUCCAGAGCAAGGAUCGCUGCUUGAGAGGAAGGAGUUCUCCUCCUCUGCAGCAGAAUCCACUUUCACCAAGUCCAUGGAGCAGCUGGGGUUCAGCAUGAGCGUUUCUGCCAAAGCCGGAUUCUGGGGGAUUAAUCUGGGAGCAGGUGUAGGUCACAGCAGCUCCUCACAGUCACAGGCCACCUCCCAGUCGCACUCUGAGCAGAGUUACUUUUGCACCACCAUGUACCAGUACAUCCCCCUGGCUUCCUGUUGCUUCCAAAGACAUCAGCUUCGCCUCUUGGAUGCGGCCCUGAAGGAGCUGCAAGACAUGGAGCAGCUUUUGUGCUUCACUCAAGAAGACAAGGCCCCCCUGCUGGAGAGGUGUGAGAGGUUGUUCAGCAGGUUUGGGUCCCACAUAAACCAGGGUACCCUUCACUUUGGAGGGAUAUUCUGGUGGAAGGCAUCCACAGAAGGAUUCCGAGCAGAGCAGAGAGAGGAGAUGAAGCGACAAACAUCUGAAGCACUGAACAGCUUUCUCAGGAUGAGCUAUGGGGGCUUCCUGGCAAAUGCUGUGGGAUCCCUGGAUGUUUCUAAAUCCAGCUCACAGGCUUCUGUCCUGGGAAGAGCUGGAGACAGUUCCCAUACAGCAGUUCAUCUCUCCGUGGUCAACACAGGGGGCCCACCAGACACAGCUUCUCUUCCUCAGUGGAAAACGGGGCUCAUGUCUGAUAACACAACGUGGUGCGUUAUCGACCGUGGCUUUGAGCUGGUCCCAGUGUGGGAUGUCAUCCUGUACAAUCACAGCAGGGAUUUUAAGUCCGUGGGUCAGAUGAGCAGAGCCCUCAGGGAUGCGUACAAAGAGCUGACAAAACAGAGCAUAGGCACCACUUUUGGAGAGAACCUGGGCAGUGCAGUGAAAGAGGCCAGAGAUUUCAUGGGGACUGUGAAGGCCUGGGAGGUGACGGUGGAUGAAAAAAAGCUGCUCACAUUGAUGCAGCUAAAAGACUAUCUGAAUGCAAGAACCCGGAACCCCAGUGUGUGGAUCAACGUGUGCCUGUCAGACAAAGCCCUGCAGGACUUCCUGGUGAACACCGUGCGCAGCUGCCAGGAGUCACCUCCAGAAAACACCAGCUCUAUCAAGGUAAUGUUGAGAAGCCUCCUGGAUCCUCAUAUCUACUCUGUCAAGGACUUCCCUGAGGCUUCCUUCAUUAUGCAAUGGAUCUUCCAGACUGGGCACCAACUUCCCAGAUCUGCCAAAGUCUCUGAGCUUGGAGACCUCACCAAAACACUGCAGCAAAUGAAGGAGCACAUCCAUGCUGUCACCUAUGCACCAGCAAGCUCUGCUUCUGCCAUUCAUGAAGCAAAGAUAGAAGCCACCCUGACCAGCAGCCUUGCCAUUUAUUCCUUACUCCAGUCUCUCCAGGAACGGGCUCAGAAGGACAUGGAACUGUUGGUGCUCUUGAUUGCGAGCAGCACAGGGUACCAGGUGGAAAGCAGCACUUUCCAGCACCUCCUUGGACACCCAGAAAUUCAGUACAUGGCCAAGGAAAUGGCAGCGGCACAUGAGGAGUACGUGAACCUGAAGGAGCAAGAUGCCGACAGAGCUGAGGCCUCCCUUCUGCUGUUGGGUCUGACUGUGACACCCGAAAGUCAAGAGCUGUCCCCUGAGCAGAAGAGGGAGCGAUUAGUUUUCAUGGAAGAUCACAUGAAAGGCUUGUGGUCCCCACAGAUAAAGAAUCUCCUCCAAAAGCACAGUGGAGGCACAGACUGGGAGAUGCUGGAACGGGACUUGCGUUCCUUGAUCAGUGGGUGCUUGGAUGAGAAAUUGGAUGAACAGAGGAUGCAGAACAUACUCAGUGACCUGCAACACACUUUUAUAGCUCCUGAGCCUCCCAGUCAAUACCAAUCCAAGUCAGACAGCGGUGAAUCCAAAUCUGAUGAAGCCAUUGUAAACCAGGAGUUCUUACAGUUGCUCAAGCGCCUUGGACUCCAAAGCCACUAUCCAAGAAAAAUGGGGGUGGGAGAUUUCUGCACCAUCUGCAAGAUAUCUCUGCAGGACAGCCAGCCCAGCAAGGACACAGAACUGCCAUUAUACUUCUUGCAAAGGUUGUUGACUGUGGAUUACCAGGUGAGGUACCUGACUUGCAGGGAUGACAGUAAACCAAAACUUGCAUCUCUGCCACAAACCACAGCGAAAGAGCACAAACACUCGGACUACUUUGAACAGUUUUUUGAUGAUUUGGAGGAAGCAGCCCCUGAAGGUGCAAACAGGGACGGCCAUGUGCACCCCAUGGACCUGCAGAUGGCCAUUUUCCAUUGCGCUGAUGACUUCCUCAGACAGACCCUUGCAACCAAGCUGGCCUUCUGCCAACUGGCGCUGCCUCUGCUGGUGCCCAACCCGUGCACUUCAGGCAUUGAGUUCCCACUCUAUGCCCUCAGCCAAAUCCAAAGGAGCUGGAAAGAGGCAGAGAAGUCAGGAAAGGAGGCUGGAACAAAGAGUUACAAUAACAAACUCAUCUUUCAGGCACAGACACCCAUCGUGUCCUUCAUCCGCAUUGGCAGCUCGGCCUCCUCUUCCAAGUCUCAGCUCCUGAACGCUCUGCUGAGCAAACGCAAACACGACACUUUCUUCCACCGCCACUGCAGAGGCAGCACCAGAGAGCGUUUGCUGAUGGAAGGGGUGGUGGAGAUCGCCUGGUACUGCCCCCGUGGAAGCCCCGAUGACACCUUUGAGUGCUGCGUGGCUUUCUGCAACCUGCAUGGAGAUGCCAGGGAUCACGGAGCACAGCUGCAGUUCCUGCAGGAGAUAUCUGCUGUCAACGUGGCUCUUGUGUCUGAGUUGGAGCACAUGGACAACAGGGGGAAAAAGCUUCUGCAGGAACUGUUGCACUCACAAAGGCCUUUGAUUUGUCUCCUUGCAGAAAAGGAGAAUGUUUCAGCUGGACAAGUCAGCAAAAACAUAAAAAUAGGGAUCAAGAACAGAAAUGAAGCAGAACUGAUGGACCAGCUGGCCAAAAAUAUCAGGGAUCUCCUAGAAUUAAGGUCUAAUCCACAUUUAAGCCUGGAUGCCUGCAUGGACAAAGCUCGCCAGCACGGAUUCAUAGUGGAUGCAGAUCAACCCGCAUGUGUUACAGCCAAAGCAAAGGCAAAGGAGCUGGUGGACCUUCUGAAGAAAGAGAAGCUGUCUGAGAUCAAAUCCCAGCUGCUGCCACUUCAAGGAAAACUGUGGUACCAGUGGUGCAAAAAGGACAAGGAACUCACUCGCUUGCAGGAGAAGAGGAACAAGAGCAUUGAGCAUCAUCGCAGCCAAAUUGAAUAUGAGAAGAAUGCAAUAAGAAGAAAGCAACUUGAGCAAGCUUUUCCUCUCAACCCACUGAUGAAAUCAUUCCUUGGCUUUCUCCAGGCCCAGCCAGCAGAUACUAAGAAAUAUUUCCUGCAGUGGAUGAAAGUCUUUAUGAAUGAUCUGUCCUAUGUUCGCCUUGAAGAACUGAGGAGAGACUAUCACAAGUUAUGGUCUGAAAUCCGGACAGGAAAGAAAAACCAGGAAAAAAACAGUGUGAAUGCUGAGUUGCUGAAUCAGUUGGAUGCCCUGUCUGAUGAAAUCAACGAUUCAUCCAUUGGUCUGGAGCACCUUCUGAGAGAGGUAGGGCAGAUUUAUGAAGCUCUGCAAUUAAUGGAGACAAAGAAUUACAAUUUUGACAAGCUGCCGGAAAUUGCAGCAGAGCUGAUGGUUUCAGGAUAUCCCAUGGAGCUGUUGGAUGGGGACGCUUCUUACCUGCCCUUGCAAUGGGUGGGAGCAAUCUUUGACAGCUUAAUUGAGAGGCUGGGGGACAAACGAGUGUUUGUGCUCUCCGUGCUGGGCAUCCAGAGCACCGGCAAAUCCACCCUGCUGAAUGCCAUGUUUGGGCUGCAGUUCAACGUCAGCGCGGGGAGAUGCACCCGCGGAGCCUUUAUGCAGCUCAUCCCAGUGGGCGAGGAGCUGCAGCAAGACUUGGGCUUUGAUUUUGUGCUGGUGGUUGACACAGAGGGACUUCGUGCCGUCGAGAUGGCCAAUAAACAGUCCCUGAACCAUGACAAUGAGCUGGCCACCUUUGUCAUUGGUGUUGGCAACUUGACCGUGAUCAAUAUCUUUGGAGAAAAUCCAUCAGAAAUGCAAGAUGUUCUCCAGACUGCUGUGCAGGCUUUCCUGAGGAUGAAGAAAGUCAAUCUUUCCCCAGGCUGCAUCUUUGUCCACCAAAACGUGGGAGCAAUAUCUGCCAAGGAGCAGAACAUGGAAGGACAAAGGCGUUUGCAGGAAAAGCUGGAUGAAAUGACCAUGGUGGCAGCCCAGCAGGAAUUCUGUGACAUCUCCUCCUUCAGCGAUGUCAUUGGCUUUGAUGUGAAGACCCACAUUCACUACUUUGCUCACCUGUGGGAAGGAAACCCCCCAAUGGCACCACCCAACCCCAGCUACAGCCAGAACAUCCAGCAACUAAAGAGUAAAAUCCUCCAGGCUGCCAAGAAGCAGUCACAGCGAAGCAUUUUGAGGCUCUCGAGCCUGAAAGAUCGUAUUGGUGACCUCUGGAAUGCUUUGCUGAAUGAAAACUUUGUUUUCAGCUUCAAGAAUUCCCUGGAGAUUGCUGUGUACAGGAGACUGGAAAGUGCCUUUAGUCAGUGGACCUGGAAGCUGCGGAGUCACAUCUUAGACCUACAGAUGAGACUGGACAACAGAAUUCGCAAUGGGGACUUGCAGAAUGUCACCAGAGAAGAGCUUGAAGUUCUGGUGCAAGAGACAAGUGAUGGCAUUGAGAAAAAAGUGGAAAAGUAUUUCAGUGAAGACAAAGAUCAUGAGACACUGGUGCAGUGGAAAUCAAGCAUAGAGCUGAAGCUGAACGAUCUAAAAGAGGCUCUUCUUCAUGAAACGAAAAAGAAAUGUGAGAAUCUUAUUGAGCUACAGAAAGAGCAGAGGAAACUGGAUGCAAGGAAGUUAGACUAUGAAGACGAGCUCCUGAGAAGGAGUAGGGAGCUGGCUGUGACUCUGAAAGGGAAGAGCCUCAGUGAGAGAGAACUGAGAGACAACUUUAGCUGUGUCUGGAACAAGUGGAUUGAUGAAGUCUCCCAUGCUGCUUGUCCUCCAAAAUGGGUGGAUAUCAAUGCAGAAAUCAAAGAUGUCCUUCUAGAGCACUUUAAGGAAACGGGUUUCCAUGAACGGAUCAGGUCAUUUCCCAAAGGCAGAGGAUUUUCUUUUGACCAGCAGAAACACAUCAAAACAAACAAAUAUUUCGGCUUUAUCCCAGAUCCCUGGAGCAUUUCCAAUGCUGAUGUGAUCAACUUGCACCUCAUCACAGACAACAUCAUAGCAGGUGUGAAGGCAAUCGUUGAUAUGAAAGAACAGGAGGGACACGAUUACAGUCGAAGUUUUAUCCAUGAAAUACUCAAUGAAGUCCAGAAAGGUGUGAACUCUGUCUCCAGCAAUGCAAAAUGUACUUUUAACAGAGAGUACAGCUUAGAUUUGUCUCUGCAUCUGUGCAAAAUGGCAGCAGAAAGGUUUAAAGCCAUGCACGAAGCAUUCCAAAAGGCAAAUGACCCAGUCAUGUACCUGAGGAGCAAGAGAGAAGAUUUCUUCCAAUGUUUCCAGAUUUUCUGCCAAGGAGCCACUUCCAUCACAACUUUCGCUGGUUUCCCUCGUGAGAAGAUUGCUACAGCUCUUCGUCGGGCAGUCUAUGAGAGGACGGCUAAAGCCAUUGCUGAGGACAUGCAGGGCAAAUUCCCAGAUUUCAGGGGCAACAGAGCCAAUCUGGAAGUUUGCAUCUUGAGAUACCUGGCAGAACAAGAAAAUUUUGAGUAUUUCAAGCAGUACCUGAAGUUUCCAAAAGAGUUUUUUCAGAGUUACAUUGAGACACGAGUAAAGAGUCACUGUUUAGAUGGGAGUGGGAGGCUUGAGAGGUUUUUAGAUUCCUCCCUUAAUCUUCUCUUUGAAAAGAUCCUGUCAGCUGUUUCUUUAUCAACCCAAAUUGUCAAAGACAGAAAAGACAGAGAAGACAAAGUCUCUCUUUGGCUGGAUGAAUUUUGCAGGGAACUGACAGAGGUGAUCAGCUUGCCCAGAAGUGACCUGAGGGGCAUCGAGUACCAGGAGGUCACAGACAUUGAGUUCCUGAGUAGUACCAUGGCAGAAAAUCUGGCUGCCAUGAGGGACAGGCUCAAGGAAGAAUUUGCUGAUGCUGACCUGAGCUUGUUUUCAAGGAAGCCUCACAUGAUCCUGGCUGAACAUUUUUCGGGGUGCUGGGCACAGUGUCCCUUUUGUGGGGCAGUCUGCAUAAACAGCAUGCAGGGACAUGAUGGAGACCAUCUGGUGGCCUUCCAUCGCCCACAAGCCUUUAUAGGAGACACAUGGCUGAUGUGGUUUUUUGGCUUUGAGUAUGAUACACGCCAACUGAAUAUUGAUAUUUGCUCCAGCGCUGUUGCAAGCGAUGCCUUAUUCAGAGCUGAUGGUGGCCGAUGGAUCCCGUACAAGAAAUACCGUGAUGCAGGUCCUCCUCAUUCCACUUGGAACAUUCUUCCUGUUCCAUCCAUGCAGGCGUACUGGAAAUGGUUUGUGUCUCGUUUCAGGACACAGCUGGAAGUUUUGUACAAUGGGAAAUUUCAGGGCAAAGGAGAAAUUCCAGAGUCAUGGCAGAGAAUUACCAAGCAGCAAGCGCUUUCUGAGCUGGACAGGAGUUAGGCCACAUCCAUGGGAAGGAAGAACAACAACAGCUUUGCUGUUCUGGAGAUGUUUGUACCAGGCUCUCCACAAAAUGCAUUUACAAUGAUGAUGCUCUCAAGCCCAGUGAAGACAAUGAUAUCCAAUUGCUCCUGAAUGUGGUGAAUUAAGGCGCAUUACUGUGGCUGUCAUUCAGCAACUCUCUCCCUUCAUGAUAAAGCCAAAAUCCUCUUGCCUUCUUGCCACAAACAUUUCCCUCUGCUUUGUCCUAGAGCCAAACCAAACCCCCUCCUUGGGGCGAUCAGCCUCAUGGCCAAGACUGAACCAAAAGGCCAGUGCAAAGGCAAAGGCAGCACUCCAAGCACCCCUUGGAUCAGCUGCUGUGAGACAAGAAGGGACAGUGCCCCAAAGGCAGUUUUCCUGCAGCAAGGAGAUGUCCUGCUUGGAGAAAGGGCUGCAGGACCUGAGGCCAGCUCCAUGCUGGCUGCAAGCUGGGCUGCUUGGCUUUUGGGCAUCAUCCUUCCCUCCCUGACUGCAGCCUCCUGGACCAACUGAGGCUGUUCUCCAGGCAGGAGCUGCUGUGCCUCUGGGCUCUGGAAAGCAGUGACACGACUGCCCUGGGGCUCAGGCAGUGCUUUCACUCCCUGUCUCGGAGGUGCUGUGUCUCUGUCCAGGGCAGCUGCUCCUGCUCAGGUGCCUGGGGCUGCUGCCCUUCCCUCCUUUCAGCCUUGGCAGGAGCUGCUUCGGCCUUUGGCCUUUCUGCUGAGCAAAGGCCUUUGGAAUGCCCCAUGUGGAGAAUCCUGUCUGCCAGCACCUUCUGCAGCAGCCCUUGGGGCAGUGCUGGUGCUGUCCAGGCAGGCUGGUGUGAGAGCUGAGUUUUCUCCCACACAAAGUCUUAUACCAGGCUAAAAUGAUGAACAGAACUUGCAGCUGUUUGGUCUUUAGAGAUGUUUAUUCAGUUUCUUAUCUCAUGGUCCGCACGCCACAACCUUAAAGCUAUAACCUCCCCCCGGAAAAAGAGCAGGCUCUUUCUUUUUGCCAUUGGCGGUUGUCUGGGUCUCACUAAAGAAAUUCCACAACUGACGCCCAACAGUGACUGUAAAUCGAAGCAGGAACUAUCCAGUGGGCUCUGUCUGCUGCACCCGCUGGGGAAGAUGGGGCUGGAGAAGGACAGGGACAGGGCUGUGGUGCCUGGCUGGGUGGAGGAGGGAUGGGGAUGGAAGGGCAGGUGGGGAGCUCUGAGAAGAGCAAUAUUGCUCUUAGUUUCCCUUCCUCCUUUUGCUCUCUUCUUCCUGUCAUUCUUCUUUCUCCCUUCCCAGAGACGCUGUUGCUGCCUGUGAAAAACGAGAUUCACUUUCUUUGUAAAAUUUUUUUAAAAAUGGUUUAUUUUAAAAAGUAAGACAAUUAGGAAACAGAAAUAAAGCAAGGGAUCUCAGCAUUUAGCCAAGAGCACAGCCUACCCUUCCAGAACACCUGUUUAAAAGGAUCAGUAUGUUACAUAUUCAGAAGAACCUAAUGCAGUGUUCAAAAUGUUCUUUUGCAUUCAGAUGCCCUUGUAGUUUUAACUCUCCCAACCUGCCCCUAUUUCACUAAUUUAGCAUUUUAUUACUCCUUGUAGAUAAAUUUCUUGGUGGUGCCUCUUGGCUUGUCUCUUGUCCCAUUCUUCUGAUAACAGAUGAUCAGUAAAUUCUUCCAUUGGAGCCUUGGGAGUCUGUUGUUGUAGGACACGAAAGAAAGAUGAGAGACUCUAAAUAUUUCUGAAGGCAAAGAGCAUAGAAAAAUGCUUUAUUGCCUAAUUCUUACUACCUUUUAUAAAGUGUUCCGGUACAGACUUCACAUGGUCGCUGAAUAGGAACGACACCUCUCUAAUCCCAUUCAUUAAACUAGAGAAACAGCAAAACACCACCUGGAGAAAGAUUGUUUUGAGAAAGGAUAGUUGUUUGCCAAAAUUGUUUUGAGAAGAAGCUUUCUUGAGAAAUUUUUCCUUGGGAAAAAGUUAGCAGCUACUAGCAGGCUAAAAUCUUUCAGACCCAGAAAUAUCAGGCCCACAGGGGUCUGCCCUUGUUAUCUUCAUCCAGAUAAUCCAAGAAUGUGGGGAAUUUCCUGAUUACCUUUCCUAUUCUUCUGGGUUAAUUCCAAAAAGCGUCUUGCAUCACAUUGUUUCUAUUUUAAUAUUAUGCUACAACCUAUAUAUAUAUAUAUAUAUAUAUAUACACACACACACACACACACAUACACAUUCAUGACAUCACCAUUUCUUAGCCCUAUUAAUAGCAGAAAAUAAACUAUAUUAAUACAAUAAAACCUUCCUGCAUUCUGCAUAUACCAUUUUAAUAUUUGAGAAAAGCCAACUUUAUAAAAUGCAUUUAUAACACUGCCCCAUCCCUGGAAGUGUCCAAGGCCAGGUUGGACAGGACUUGCAGCAGCCUGGGACAGUGGAGGGUGUCCCUGCCCAUGGCAGGGCGUGGAAGUGGAUGGGCUUUAGGGUCUCUUCCCACAUGGAAUCCUUGAGGAUUUAGGGAGAUGAGAAUGGCACAGGGAUACCUUUGAGCCCUUUCUAGUACCUAAAGGAGAUCCAAGAGAGAUGGAGAGAGACUUCUUAGCAAGGCUGGAGUGCCAGGACAUGGAGAAUCGCAAAUAAGGAACGAAUACUGUGUGUAUGGUAAGAGAAGUCUUGCUGAUGUGUGAUUAUGUUAUUGUAGUUUGUCGUUUGGACACCCUCUGUUCUCCCCAUGGCCCUUUCCCCCCCCUGUACUGUUUCCACCUCACAGCCUUGGUUGUCAGAGUUGUCAGGGACAUGUGGAGGGAGGGCGUGUACAUGUGCCCCUUGCAUGGAGCAGUUGGGAAUCGGGGCACACCUCAUCUCCAAUCAAGUUGCAAGAAGGUCUCCACCAUUGGAUGGCAAAGAAGUGUUGACUGGCAGAAUUUGGGAGGGGCCAGGGUUGGCUGAUGCAACACCAGGGGUAUAAAAGACAGAGCAGCCAUUUUGUGGAUCAGCCUCUGGCAGUCAGCCAUGCUCCCACCACUGUCCCUUUUUCCUUGUUCAGUCCUCUGUUGUG
Molecule: messenger RNA, 10571 nt
Organism: Hirundo rustica (Barn swallow)
Lineage: Eukaryota; Metazoa; Chordata; Aves; Passeriformes; Hirundinidae
Product: interferon-induced very large GTPase 1-like
Exons: 3
Coding region: 205-7533 (2442 amino acids)
Molecular function (GO): GTP binding
Source: RefSeq, a predicted model, not a curated record